AUACCAAAGAAACAAAGGAAAAAAGAAAAGAUGCUGGCAUUAUCCCCUCCUUUGUUUUCAACAACCUACGGAUGGCCCUUGGAGGAUCUCAUUGCCCAAAAUCUUCAACAAGAUUAUUGCAAUGAAGCAAAUUCAUAUCAUUCCCUUCUUGAUUUUCCUUCGUUUGAUCCAAUCCAGCAAGAUUUUGUACCCGAGAAUUCCAUUUCUUAUGGAGGGGCCGUAAAUGGAGGUACUGUCGAUGAUCUAAUGAUGGUGGCGAAAAAGCUCAAUCAUAAUGCAAGUGAAAGAGAUCGACGAAAGAGGGUUAAUGACUUGUAUGCAUUUCUUCGUUCACUGCUGCCUAUGUCAGUUGAUCAGAAGAAAAAAGUAAGCAUUCCGGGGACAGUAUCGCGUGCGCUGAAAUACAUACCUGAACUAGAAAAGGAAGUGGAGACCUUACUGCGUAAAAAGGAAAAGCUUUGGUCGUAUUCAUCGUCAACUGCUACCCCCAUGCAAGAGCGUCUUAGUAUCAAGAAACAAAGUGCUAAAGAUGCUACAAUCAAAACAAAAUCCUUGGUAAUUUCUUCUGUGAGCGUUUUAGGUGAGAAAGAAGCUGUCAUCCAGCUGAUCUCCUCAACGGACCAUAUGAGCAAGAACAAGGAAGUUGGCUUAUUUUCUAAGGUUUUGGAAUACUUAGAGCAGGAAGAGGAUGGGCUUGUUUUGCUAAACGCGACAUCGUUCAAAUGUUCAGGAGAAGGGACAUUAUUAAACACUCUCCAUCUUCAGGUGCAAGGUGAUAAAAAGAUAGAGGCCGAAAAGUUGAAGGAGAAGCUCUGCUCUUUCCAGCAAUAGAUGAAUUUGACUCUAAAGUGUAGUAAUUAGCAGGCUUCAGUUUCUAACAUACUUUGCAUGCAGUUCAAAAUCUCAUUUUGACUGUACAUUCUGUCUAUUUGUAGAUACUAGUAUAGUAGUAUCAAUGGGAAAUGAUAGUAGGAAAUUCCCAAACAUUCCGUUCAUCCUGUGUAUUGGUACUAAUUAUUCUCCAUCAGUGCAAUAUUUAGUACUUCUGAUCCAUGG
Messenger RNA from Cynara cardunculus var. scolymus (artichoke), 1056 nucleotides. RefSeq names its product transcription factor ORG2-like. Bases 31 to 831 code for a protein of 266 amino acids. Gene Ontology annotation, molecular function: RNA polymerase II transcription regulatory region sequence-specific DNA binding; DNA-binding transcription factor activity, RNA polymerase II-specific; protein dimerization activity. The transcript is spliced from 3 exons. NCBI's taxonomy places the organism in Eukaryota, Viridiplantae, Streptophyta, Magnoliopsida, Asterales, Asteraceae. Gene Ontology annotation, cellular component: RNA polymerase II transcription regulator complex. Gene Ontology annotation, biological process: regulation of transcription by RNA polymerase II. The record is from RefSeq and is a predicted model, not a curated record.